CUGUAGUAGCUCAUGAAGAAUUUGAGCCGUAUGAAAGACCUCGAUCGGCUCUGGAAAUGUCUCCGGGGAAGACUCGCCCACGCCGCUCAGCAAGCAUGAGUGAAGCACGUGGUGAUGAAGCCCAUCACGGCUACAACCACCAACCGUCAUACGCUAGAGCGACGGCUACCCGAGGCGCGCGACGAGUGACAUUGGAGGAGAAGAUGAGGCAAGAACAAGAGCUUUUGUAUCAGAGUGGUACGCACACAUGCACCAUAAAAUCCGAGUCUUUACGCCUAUAUUUACAUCGCUGCAGACAGAGGUCCCGAUUCCUACGGGUCUGACGACCUGGAACGUGAGUAAAUCC
Molecule: messenger RNA, 346 nt
Organism: Phanerochaete carnosa HHB-10118-sp
Lineage: Eukaryota; Fungi; Basidiomycota; Agaricomycetes; Polyporales; Phanerochaetaceae
Exons: 1
Coding region: 57-323 (88 amino acids)
Source: RefSeq, a predicted model, not a curated record